GUUGCUGAUACUGGGUCAGUCGUGCACACUCUCUUAUAAUUACACACUUAAACAUACCGCGAGGAGGAGGAUACACAGCCGGAUAGUCACCCUUCAUCUAUUCAGUUUCACGGGAUUACGCAGCGCCCACGGAUAUGUGACGUCCCCUCGUUCCUUUAGCGUGUUAUUGUGCGUUUAUUCCGUUUUUGCGACGCUGUGCUUGUUCCACAUUAUCAUUGUCUCGGUUACCUUCACCCAACACUGCGGGCUGACGUCUACGUGUGCUUCUUGGACCACUCUUCCGGGGGGCAUCCAUCCGGACAGGGACAGGGGUCUGCGGCGUGGAGAGCGGCGGCUGUGAGGACUCCCUCUGGCGCAUUGAUGCACCCGUUCCAGUGGUGUAACGGGUGCUUCUGUGGUCUGGGCCUGGUUUACUCCAACAAGUCAUGCACCAUGCCGCCCAUCACCUUCCAGGACCUACCUCUUAACAUUUACAUGGUCAUCUUCGGGACAGGCAUCUUCGUCUUCAUCCUGAGCCUCAUCUUCUGCUGCUACUUCAUAAGCAAACUGCGGCACCAAGCCCAGAGCGAGCGCUUUGGCUACAGAGAGGUGGUUUUGAAAGGUGAUCCUAAGAAGCUGAACCUUCAUGGGCAGACGUGUGCCGUGUGUCUGGAGGACUUCAAAGUCAAAGACGAGCUGGGGGUGUUGCCAUGCCAACACGCUUUUCACAGGAAGUGUCUGGUGAAGUGGCUGGAGGUACGCUGUGUAUGUCCCAUGUGCAACAAGCCGAUCGCUGGCCCCCCAGAGCAGCACCACAGCAUAGGCACCCUGCUGGACGAACUGGUGUAGUGCAGGUGUCUACAGCCACCGGCUCCAGACUGCUUCAGGAUCAGGGCCAGUGACAACAGGAGACUGUGUUUGGUCGUACGGAAAACCAGCAAAACCAGACCAUGCAAAUAGUACGAUGAUGGGGUAACCUAGUUACCACCUGGAGGAAGACUCUAAAAGAUGCAGUUGCUUAGCAACCUAACGACACCUUGUGGUGUCUGAGAUUAUGUGGAGCCACCCACACAUCACUCCAGCACUCCACCCCACUCUCCCUCUUCAUCCCCCCUUCACUCCCCCUCUUCACUCAGUUCUUCAAAGGCGCGUCUCUGGUGAGGGCUCCCAGCACAGAGUAUGUUUAUGGGCAUUCAUGAUGAUAAUGAACAUGCUGCUGCUGAGACGAUAUUAUAACACUAUUGGAGACCUCACCCUUUGUUUACUUAUCAGCAGAUAAUGUUUAUAGCUGUGUCAAAAACAAUGCGCCUAAAACCAGAGAAACCAGAAGUGAAAAGUACAUGUCGUAACUUUAGUAAAACUGAAGAAGCCAGUUGAAUCAGCAGCGAGGCGUCUUCACUCUAAAAAUUCUGUCCAAUGGCAGAAUAUCAUUUUUCUUUUACUUUACCUGUAAUGAACCUUAGACCUGCUCUGUCAUGUUCUUGCUCUUAACUGUGUGUGUGGAAAUAGUCCCACAUGGUUCACAGCUGUCCCACAUGUCUGCACCCCACCCCUCUGUCCCCAAACUGUGAUCAUGUGACCCACUUUUGUAUUCAAACGCAUUAGACACGGCCCUUUACCUCCUCCUGUGUGUCCCCCGUCUGUCGUUUCAACUCUUUUUCUAUACUCUAAACAGGAACACAGCCAGACACUCUACUUAACCCUUUGCUCUUACAUUUCUACACGUUUCUGCAGUUUUGUUUCAUUUUGUGAAAGAUUCAGGUACAAAUGUUCAGUGUUUUUUGUGUUUAAAUAUUUUCAGAAAGACAACUACAUUGUUCUUGCACAAACAGAUGUUCCACAGUCUCUGUUCCAGAGGUUUUUUUUAGGGUUGCACGAUAUGACAAAAAAUGAGAUUUUCAAUAAGUAUUACACAUUUUUUUUUUUUUUUUAGCUUUCUACCAUGUUUUAAUGUUGUUCUCAUGAAAAACAUGCCCGAAGAGGUUGUAGAUGUCAUCCGUGCAUGUUUGAGUAAUCUAGUAAAUACCCCCUCUUAGAAGUAAAAUAUCCCGUCUUCAACUGAGACUAAACCAAAACCAACCCAAGUGAGGAAAACCGUGAAUACAACCUGCCUUUCGGUGCAUUUUAUUUUCAAAAAACUUUCAACAUUUCUUCAAAUAGAAGAACUUUAUGUUUAUUUUCUUGCUAUAUCAAUAUUUUUGCGAUAUAUUGUGCAACCCUAGUUUUUUUUAAAUGAUUAUUAUUUCUGUGACUCUGCAAACCACUGCCUAAAUUGAGCACAAAGUCACAAAGCACACACUCUCACCUGUGCUGUGUCCAGGUGAACUGCGGAUUCUACGUCUAUUUGAAAACCAGAGCAGACGCCUCUUUUGCUCUCACAUUCCACCUUUUGUAAAAUUCAGGUAAUUUGUGUAAAUAUGUUCAAACAAGAAUAAAGUUGUCUGUUUUGCUCAGUC
This is a messenger RNA of Periophthalmus magnuspinnatus, 2435 nucleotides long. It is a transcript of the gene rnf122, whose product is annotated as ring finger protein 122. Bases 361 to 828 code for a protein of 155 amino acids. The record is from RefSeq and is a predicted model, not a curated record. Lineage: Eukaryota; Metazoa; Chordata; Actinopteri; Gobiiformes; Gobiidae. The transcript has 6 exons.